AUGGGUCGGCUCGACCGGAGUGAUACGACGGCCUUACAGAAAACCGGCGUGAAACAACCACAGAGUUGUGUUUCGCCGUAAAUGGAAUACAGUUAUGAAGAGGAGGAGGGGAGUGACGUUGAGACCGAUUUGCGGCCGGUCGCCCGUCGGACGGCCAAGCACAUCGCCGCCGGGGAAGAACGACCGCGGAUCAAUUCCAGCCAACAAACCACCCCGACCGAUGGUUACCAAGAAAUUAGCCAACAUUUCGUAGCGAUAAGAGAACAAAGCGCUCGUCAUGCAGUGCAAAUGGACAAACAAUUGUUUUGUGAGAGCUGUCACGACAUCGUAUGCUGGCUGGUCCACAAUGGUAGCUUCACAAUGCAGGAGCACAAAGCCGCACGGCAAUUCACUGACUCGCAAAUGCCGAGGUGGCCGCACCAGCUUGACCUUUGCCUUGACGGCUUCGAAUCGUCGGAAUGGUAUACCAAUUACCUGAUCAAUUUGCACCACCCUAUGCAUAGUUAA
Molecule: messenger RNA, 507 nt
Organism: Spodoptera exigua (beet armyworm)
Lineage: Eukaryota; Metazoa; Arthropoda; Insecta; Lepidoptera; Noctuidae
Source: the annotation of a GenBank genome assembly